Molecule: messenger RNA, 1218 nt
Organism: Acanthosepion pharaonis
Lineage: Eukaryota; Metazoa; Mollusca; Cephalopoda; Sepiida; Sepiidae
Source: the annotation of a GenBank genome assembly
AUGAAACUUGCGACUAACAUCUAUCUAUCUAUCUAUCUAUCUAUCUAUCUAUCUAUCUAUCUAUCUAUCUAUCUAAGUCUGCUCAAUAUCUAUCUAAGUCUGUUCAAUAUCUAUCUAUCUAUCUAUCUAUCUAUCUAUCUAUCUAUCUAUCUAUCUAUCUAUCAUAGUCACUACAUAAAUAUAUUGUCAGAAAUUAUAUUUAUCUUUCUUUCUUUCUUUUCAGUGUCCGAUAAUUCAUUCUUUAUUUCUUUUCUUACUUUUUCUUUCUCAGCUUUCAAACUCUUUCUUAUUUGCACUUUUUUCUUUAUCACUUUUUUUCAUUUUUUUCUUUUCUUACUUUUUCUUUUCUAUCCUUUACUCUCUCUCUCUUCUUUUGGUUUGUGUUAUUUAUUACUUUUUUCUUUCUUUUUUGAUUUUGUUGAUUUUUCUUUCACUUUUUUCUUUCUUUCUUAUCUUUGUGACACAUUCUUUCUUUUUUUCUUUACUUUAUUUAAUUUCUUUCUUUCUUUCUUUUUUCGUCAUACUUCUUUUGUUUUUGCCUUGUAUUUUCUUUCUUUUUUCCUUAUACUCUUAUACUUUCUCUCUUUUUUUCCUUAUACUGUCUUUCUUUCUUUCUUUCUUUCUUUCUUUCUUUAUUUAUUUAUUUAUUAUACUUUCAAAACACGUUUUCUUUCUUUUUCGUUCUACUUUCUUUCUUUUUUCUUUCUAUCUAUCUUUCUUUCUUUCUUUCUUUCUUUUAUCGUUCUACUUUCUUUCUUUUUUCUUUCUAUCUAUCUUUCUAUCUAUCUUUCUUUCUUUCUUUCUUUCUUUUAUCGUUCUACUUUCUUUCUUUUUUCUUUCUAUCUAUCUAUCUUUCUUUCUUUCUUUCUUUCUUUCUUUUAUCGUUCUACUUUCUUUCUUUUUUCUUUCUAUCUAUCUUUCUUUCUUUCUUUCGUUUUUCGUUAUACUGUAUUUCUUUCUUUCGUUCUUUUUUUGUUUCUUAUACGUUCUUUCUUUUUCUUUUUUCGUCAUUCUUUCUUUUUUCCUUAUACUUUCUUUCUUUCUUUCUUUCUUUCUUUCUUCACAUUGUUUACAUCUGAUUCCCUUUUAAUUCCCGCCUAUCACGUUCACUCUCCCUAUUUUCACUCCCUCUUAUUCCCGCACUUUUUCCCACUUUCAAAUACCCCUCGAAGAUCAUCUUUCAUCUUUAUGUCCAUAUCACACCUUCAGGAGAUCUAA